AUGAAGCCUGUCAUUCUUUCCUUGUUUCUGGUCUUCGUGGGCCUAGUGGCUGCGUUCACUAAGGAAGACUAUGAGAUCUUCCGUCUACGGGAUGAGGUCGCCACAGGUGAAGGUGCAAACGUGACCUUCUACGACUUCCUCGGCAUCCGCCCAAAUGCCAAUCAUGAACAAAUCACCAAGGCUCACCGCCAGAAAACGCGUACCCUCCAUCCUGACAAGGUCAAGCGCUCCUUUGUCGCCAAUUAUGCCAUCGACAAGUCCAAGUCCAAGUCCACUCAACCCGGCGUCCAUGUCAACUCCGGUCCCUCCAAGCGUGAGAUCGAAGCUGCCGUCAAAGAUGCCAAUGCUCGUUCCGCUCGUCUGAACACCGUGGCCAAUGUCCUCCGUGGUCCUGGUCGUGAACGCUAUGAUCAUUUCCUCAAGAAUGGUUUCCCCCUGUGGAGAGGCACUGGAUACUACUAUACCCGCUUCCGUCCCGGUCUUGGCUCCGUCCUGGCUGGUCUGUUCUUGGUGUUUGGUGGUGCCGCGCACUACGGAGCCCUGGUUCUGGCCUGGAAACGCCAACGGGAGUUUGUGGACCGCUACAUUCGCCAGGCGCGCCGAGCUGCAUAUGGAGAUGAAAUGGGCGUUCGGGGCAUCCCCGGCAUCGACUCGAUUGGCUCGUCUGCACCAGCUCCUUCUUCCGAGAGUGAGCAGCCUGCUCCCAUGUCGGUUAACCGUCGCCAGAAGCGCAUGAUGGACAAGGAGAACCGUAAGGAGAAGAAGGGUGGAAAGGCCCCGGUUCGCAGCUCGGGUACUUCCACACCUACCGAGCAGCCUGUGGUGUCGACUGGAGAGCGCAAGCGGGUCGUGGCUGAGAAUGGCAAGGUUCUUAUUGUUGAGGCCACUGGAAAUGUUUUCCUGGAAGAGGUCAAUGAGGAGGGUGAGCGGCAGGAGUUCCUGCUGGAUGUUGAUGAAAUCCAGCGGCCUUCUUUCCGAGACACCAUUGUCUGCAAACUUCCUAUUUGGUGUUUCCAUAGGACCAUUGGUCGAGUGAUGGGCUCUACCGCCGACGAGGAGAUCGUUGAGGAAAUCGAGGAAACCGAGGACCUGGUCGAGGCUAGCGAGACCACUGCGACCUCGGAUGGACGGCCGACCCGCCGGCGUGGGAAGCGCACUCAGCGAUCAUAA
Molecule: messenger RNA, 1170 nt
Organism: Penicillium verhagenii
Lineage: Eukaryota; Fungi; Ascomycota; Eurotiomycetes; Eurotiales; Aspergillaceae
Exons: 3
Coding region: 1-1170 (389 amino acids)
Cellular component (GO): endomembrane system
Source: RefSeq, a predicted model, not a curated record